AUUUUUAUUUUCUUUAAUUUUUCAUUUUUGGUUCACAAAUUCAUAUUUUUCUGUGAGUAAGUAUGAAUUUUAAUUGGGUUUUUUAUUUCCCUAAUUUUAAUUUCAAUUACUGAAACUCUUGUCUGACUUCUGACCCACAAGAGUGUACAAUAGAUAGAGAGGAAAGUAUAGGAUAGCCUCUUGAGUUGUCCCUUUGUUCAUAGCUAUUUUUGGGUUUUUCAUCAGAUUUCUUCCCAGAUUCCUGGUUUUCACCUUCAUAAUUCCUGUGAGAAAAUAAAAUUUUGGGUGACAAACUGGCUUGAGAUUUGUAUUAAUAUUUUGAACUUCGAUAGAAAUAAUGGGAUAUUUAUGUGAUUAUUGUGGGGAGCUUAGAUCGUUGGUGUAUUGCCGAUCUGAUUCUGCUUUUUUGUGCUUGUCCUGUGAUCGGAAUGUUCACUCCGCAAACGCCCUAUCAAAGCGACAUUCUCGUACCCUUGUCUGCGAAAGAUGUAAUGCCCAACCCGCUUUCAUUAGAUGUAUUGAUGAAGCGGUCUCUCUAUGCCAGAAAUGUAAUGUGGAGGGACAUGAUGGGAGCUCUUCAAUUCAUAAGCUGCAAAAUAUUAACUAUUAUACCGGUUGCCCUUCUUCAACCGAGCUUUCCAAAAUCUGGUCGUUUUUCCUAGAUAUCCCUUUUGCCUCAUCGGAUAACUCAACGUGCCAAGAGGAAUUAGGAUCAUUGAGUAUUUCUGAGAGUAAUGCAAAGAACUACAUGGAUCCUGUGCGUGAACAUGACGAUCAAGGUGCAGUGGUUGUGGGGUCCGGGAAUGAUCUACAUAGUGUUAAUAAAUCCAGUUUUUGGGAUGGACCUGUAUCUAUCCCGGAACUUAUCUCACACAAAUGUCUGGACCCACCUGGUUGUGCAGAAUCUUCUGAGGUAUUUUAUCCCACUAAUAGAGUUCCGGGGAUUUGUGAAGAUGACUUGUACGCAGAUCUUGACAUGGAUGAAGUUGACAUAAAUUUUGAGAAUUACGAAGAACUCUUUGGUGUUACUCUUACUCACUCCGAACAACUGCUUGAGAAUGGUGGGAUUAACAGCUUGUUUUCAAGGCAAGACAUGCGUAAAGCUGAUUCUAAUCGCCCGGGUGGAUUAUGUGCUGAGGGGACUUCUGUAGGGAUUGCCGGUCGAAUCCAGCCAGUGUGCAGCAAUGCAGCAUCUGCCGACUCAAUCAUGAGCGUGAAAACUGAACCAACUAUUGGUUUUGCAGCAAAACAAGCCCAGUCAGGUCUUUCGUUUUCUGGGAUUACUGGAGAGAUUAGUGGUGGGGAUUAUCAAGACUGUGGGGCUUCUUCUAUGAUUUUACACGGAGAGCCACCCUGGUGCCCUUUGUGUCCUGAAAAUUCUGUUCAAUCCAGUCGAACUGAAGCUGUAAUCCGAUAUAAGGAAAAAAAGAAGAUCCGAAAAUUCGAGAAAAGAGUUAGAUAUGCUUCCCGCAAAGCGAGGGCUGAUGGGAGGAAGCGUGUGAAGGGUCGAUUUAUCAAAGCUGGCGAUGCGUACGAUUACGAUCCUUUGAACCACACCAGGAGCGUCUGAUAAGAAUGUGUAAGCAACGGAAACAUUGUUGUACAUGUGAUCCCGCGUCAGAAAUGGGGUUUCAGCCCAUCGUUCGUUUGUACAUCUUGAACAUACCAGAUGUCUAUGACAAAUAAUCAUCAAAAGGAAGGGUGGCGCUAUUCGCCUUAAUUAGCUUCCGAUGGUAACAGUUGGAGUACAGUCUUUCUGGAUACCGACUGACAGUAUGCUCGACCAUUUUGACUAGUCUGUCCAGAUUCUCGUGCUCGUAAAUUCUGAGACCUGAUACUUGCCAGGUAUGGAAUUAUAGAUGUGUAAAUGUCUGCAAGGAAAUGGUAUUCUCAUAGUACUUUUCUGUGGCGUUGUAUUACAUUGUAGUUGUAUGUAAAAGAACAACCCGACAAGCUCAAAGAGGGAACUACUGAGGGUUCCGUCUAUACGCUCCCUUUUCCGCAAGUGAUGGCGGUUCAGGCGACGUGUUUUGUAGAUUGUAUGUACAUUGCUUGUUUUUUAAAUUUUUUGAAUUUUUGUUCGGAAAGCGUAGCUUUAUAAGUGUACAUUGUAACCUAUUGUUUUUUUUUGGCUCAAAUAAAACAUUCAGAAUAAAAUGCAGAAGUUAUCAUCAUAUAACUUUUCUAAAGAAGCUAGAUUGACAUGCUUACAUGUAGGUCUUGGUGAAGGUCCCAAAAAUCUUGUAUGUGACUUGUCUUGUAAAUGGUGACAUGGCGGGCUGCUAGCUAGUGACCUUUACGUCUCUUUGAAUUUGCUAUAAAUGUCAACGUAUAUUUUUAUUAAAAGGUAGAUGAAUUAGGGGUAUAACACGACAAAAUCGGAAAGUGUGUACAUAUAAUAAACAAACAGAUUACAAAUAUAGAGAAGAAAAAUUGAAUAAAAUGAGUUUUUUUAAAAAUUCUCGAAAUAAGCUUCGAAAAAUUGUAAAUUUCGAAAGAAGUGUCUCUGUGUCCGAGCUUAAUGUCAGGAUUUGUUUGCUUUUAUUAAUAACAAAAAAGAGAAAAAAAAAUUUUGA
Messenger RNA from Amaranthus tricolor (Joseph's coat), 2576 nucleotides. RefSeq names its product zinc finger protein CONSTANS-LIKE 10-like. The record is from RefSeq and is a predicted model, not a curated record. Gene Ontology annotation, molecular function: protein binding; zinc ion binding. The transcript has 6 exons. The coding region runs from base 338 to 1570 and encodes 410 amino acids. Lineage: Eukaryota; Viridiplantae; Streptophyta; Magnoliopsida; Caryophyllales; Amaranthaceae.